AUGACGUCCCACGCUGAGUUCAGUGCCACCACGGCGGCGACGGAAGUUGCUGGCGCGUUCAAGGCUCAAAUCAAGGGCAGGAACGUCGUCGUCACCGGAGUGAGCCCCGGCGGCAUCGGUGCAGCCACAGCAACCGCCAUCGCCUCCCAACAACCCGCAUCCCUCAUCCUCGCCUCGCGCAACCAAUCCAACCUCGCCAGCGUCGUCGCCGAGAUCAAGGAGAAAUUCCCCUCGAUCUCCGUCAACACCGUCAUCCUCGACCUCUCCUCCAUCGACUCCAUCAAGAGCGCCGCCGCCCAAAUCACCUCCCUCGUCGACCACAUCGACGUCCUCAUCAACAAUGCCGGCAUCACUCUACAGAGUCGAAGCCCCGUAGUGACCCCCGGAGGCAUCACGGUGGAUUUGCAGCUCUUUACCAACCACGUUGGGACGUUCCUCUUCACCUCGCUGCUCCUGCCCAAGAUCACCGCUGCUGCUUCGCGUGGUGGUGCAAGGGGAAGCGUGCGGGUCGUCAACGUGAGCAGUCUAGGACACCGUCUCUCGCCAAUUCGUUUCAGCGAUUACGCUUUCGAAAAGGACAUGUAUGAGGGUGUUCCCGAGUCGGAGCAACCUCCCAAGCCCCUCCCUGCGGGUUUCCUCCAGGUCAAGGGCGACUACCCUGGAUUCCUGGGUUACGGCCAGAGCAAGACGGCGAACAUCCUCCACGCGUUUGAGUUGACCAGGCGUCUCCAGGCAAAGGGAGAUGACGUCUUCGCUCUGUCCGUCCACCCCGGGACCAUUAACACAGGCCUCUCCCGCAGCUUGGACGAUCAAGCUCGCGCGACGUUGGAUGGCACCGCUCCCAGCGGCGUGUGGAAGACGCUGGAUCAAGGUGCCGCAACGACUAUGGUCGCUGCUUUUGAUCCCAAGUUGUCUGAGGGUGACAUCACCAGCGCACCUAAGUUUUUGUCGGACUGCCAGCUUGCGGACGAGAGGAUGGCGCCGCAUACCAGGGAUCUUGAUGCAGCUCGGAGGCUGUGGGCCGAGAGUGAGAAGAUGCUUGGUAUUCAGUGUUUGUAG
This is a messenger RNA of Scedosporium apiospermum, 1059 nucleotides long. RefSeq lists its product as uncharacterized. The transcript is spliced from 2 exons. The record is from RefSeq and is a predicted model, not a curated record. Lineage: Eukaryota; Fungi; Ascomycota; Sordariomycetes; Microascales; Microascaceae. Bases 1 to 1059 code for a protein of 352 amino acids.